This is a messenger RNA of Ochotona curzoniae (black-lipped pika), 2043 nucleotides long. RefSeq names its product solute carrier family 5 member 11 (gene SLC5A11). NCBI's taxonomy places the organism in Eukaryota, Metazoa, Chordata, Mammalia, Lagomorpha, Ochotonidae. Gene Ontology annotation, biological process: transmembrane transport. The transcript has 15 exons. The coding region runs from base 25 to 2043 and encodes 672 amino acids. Gene Ontology annotation, molecular function: D-glucose:sodium symporter activity. Gene Ontology annotation, cellular component: plasma membrane. The record is from RefSeq and is a predicted model, not a curated record.
AGGCAUCAGAGUGUGUUCAGGACCAUGGAGAGCAGCACCCAGCCCCCUUCCUCAGAUCCCCUGGACCCUUUCCCCCAGAGGAGCCUGGAGCCAGGAGACAUUGCCGUGUUGGUCCUGUACUUCCUCUUUGUCCUUGCUGUAGGACUAUGGUCCACAGUGAAGACCAAGAGGGACACAGUAAAAGGCUACUUCCUGGCUGGAGGGGACAUGGUGUGGUGGCCGGUGGGUGCCUCCUUGUUUGCCAGCAACAUUGGGAGCGGGCAUUUCGUUGGCCUGGCCGGGUCCGGGGCUGCGUCUGGAAUCUCCGUAGCUGCGUAUGAGCUCAAUGGCAUGUUCUCUGUGUUGAUGCUGGCAUGGAUCUUCCUCCCAAUCUACAUCGCCGGCCAGGUCACCACGAUGCCAGAAUACCUGAGGAAGCGGUUUGGCGGCAGCAGGAUCGCCAUCACGCUCGCCGUCCUCUACCUGUUUAUCUACAUUUUCACCAAGAUCUCAGUGGACAUGUAUGCCGGGGCCAUCUUCAUCCAGCAGUCUUUGCACCUGGAUCUGUACCUGUCUGUGAUUGGGUUGCUGGUCAUCACGGCCCUGUACACCAUAGCAGGUGGCCUGGCGGCUGUGAUCUACACAGAUGCUCUGCAGACCCUGAUCAUGCUUGUCGGCGCGCUCACCUUGAUGGGCUACAGUUUUGCUGAGGUCGGCGGGUUGGAAGGUCUGCGGGAGAAAUACUUUCAGGCCCUUCCCAGCAACCGGAGCGAGAACAGCAGCUGUGGGCUGCCCCGGCAAGACGCCUUCCAUCUCUUCCGGCACCCGCUGACGUCUGACCUGCCGUGGCCCGGGAUCCUGUUUGGGAUGUCCGUUCCAUCCUUGUGGUACUGGUGCACGGACCAGGUGAUUGUCCAGCGGUCACUGGCUGCCAAGAACCUGUCCCACGCCAAAGGAGGUUCUCUGAUGGCCUCAUACAUGAAGGUGCUGCCCCUUUUCAUCAUGGUGUUUCCUGGGAUGGUCAGCCGCAUCCUCUUUCCAGACCAAGUGGCCUGUGCAGACCCAGACAUCUGUCGGAGGGUCUGUGGCAACCCCUCGGGAUGUUCCGACAUCGCCUACCCCAAGCUGGUGCUGGAGCUCCUGCCCACAGGACUCCGAGGGCUCAUGAUGGCUGUGAUGGUGGCUGCUCUCAUGUCCUCCCUCACCUCCAUCUUUAACAGUGCCAGCACCAUCUUCACCAUGGACCUCUGGAAUCACGUCCGGCCUCGCGCGUCAGAGAGGGAGCUCAUGAUUGUGGGCAGGGUCUUCGUGCUGCUGCUCGUUGUGGUCUCCGUGCUCUGGAUCCCCGUGGUCCAGGCCAGCCAGGGAGGCCAGCUCUUCGUCUACAUCCAGGCCAUCAGUUCCUACCUGCAACCGCCCGUGGCUGUGGUCUUCAUCAUGGGAUGCUUUUGGAAGCGGACCAAUGAGAAGGGUGCCUUCUGGGGCCUCGUCCUGGGCCUGCUCCUGGGCUUCCUUAGGCUCAUCCUGGACUUCAUUUACGUGCAGCCUACCUGCGACCAGCCGGACGAGCGCCCCUCCGUGGUCAAGGACGUCCACUACCUCUACUUCUCCAUGAUCCUGUCCUCGGUGACCCUGGUCACCCUCACAGCCAUCAGCCUGCUCACAGAGCCUCCGUCCAAGGAGAUGAUCAGCCGCCUGACCUGGUUUACUCGCCACGACCCGGUAGUCCAGAAGCAGCAGCAGGGGGCGGCGGCCACUCCCCGGCCACCUGCCGUGUGUCAGAACGGGACAGCUGAGACCCACAGCGCCGGCAUCCAGCUGGAGAUGGUGCAGGAGGGCGCAUCCAAAACACACAGUGGUGACGCCAGCCCACAGCAGUCCAAGGUGCUCAGCGCCAUCUUGUGGCUGUGCGGGGUGACAAGCAAGAGCGCGGAGGUGCCCCCGAGCCCAGCCGAACCCACCUUGGCGUCCCUGGAGGAAAACGCCGUGGUGAAAAGGGCCCUGGACAUCAACUGCCUCCUUUGCAUCUGCUGCGCCUUCUUCAUGUGGGGUUACUUCGCCUAG